Messenger RNA from Didymodactylos carnosus, 1986 nucleotides. Lineage: Eukaryota; Metazoa; Rotifera; Eurotatoria; Philodinida; Philodinidae. The record is from the annotation of a GenBank genome assembly.
AUGGCUAGAUCAAUUCUAGCACAAGAAGAAAUUCAAUUAGAAGACGAUAAUCACAGUCAAAAUUUUAUCGGUAUUUUAUUUGAUGAAACCAACCAGUAUGCAAGUGUCAAAAAUGAUCUUAGAAGAAUAUUUAAUGAUUUUCAACCAUUCUAUAACGUUUUUGAUCUUUUUACUGAAUUAAAACCGUUUACCUCGUCUACAAUAAAAAUUUUAUUAAUAACUACGAGUUCUUCUGGCGAAUUUGUUAUUCCACUUCUUGAACAAAACGUUCAAUUUAUUUCCAUUUAUAUCUAUUGUCAAAAUACAAACGACUAUGGUAAACAAAGAGCGAUUACUUAUAAAAGUCAGACAUAUGUUUAUGUCGAUAUGGAUUUAUUAUAUCAACAAUUGAAAGAAAACAUACUAAAUGUAAUGAAAAAUACGACAACCGUAGCAGAAUCUUCAUUGCCGUUGACUACCUCGCAAGUAAAUACUGCUUCAUCGCCGUUGAUCAACUCACAUAUAAAUACUGCUUCAAUACCAUCAAUAAGUAUUUUUGCAGAGAAAUCGAAAAAUAAUUCUAUACAAAGUUUAACUAAUCACUCAGUUUCAUUUAUACAUUUUCAGUUAUUAAUCGAAAGUAUUAUACGUAUGGAACAUGAUAUUAUCCGAGCCAAAGACCAUAUGAUAAAAAAGUGUGUUGAAUGUUACCCGAACAAUUUAAAGGAACAAGAAAAUAUUGAGGAUUUUAAGCUUAACUAUCGUCCAGAUGAAGUGGUAACAUGGUAUACCAAAGCCACAUUUCUCGUACAUUUAUUAAAUAAAGGAUGUGGAACACAAAAUAUAGAUUCCAUCUUCCCAUUUCGGUUGUUUAUUGCGGAUUUACAUAACCGACUGACUACACUAGGAAGAGAAUAUAAAAAUCCCGACGAAAAGUUUGUUGUUUAUCGGGGUAAAUUUCUUCAAACACGUGUGUUCCAAAUGUUAAAAGGCAACAAAAAUGGUCUUGUAUGUAUUAACGGAUUUUUGUCAACUUCGUUUCAUGAACAAGUAGCCAUUUUUUUUGCCGGCGAUGGUUCUAGUCGUUCCGAUCACGUGCCAGUGAUAUUCAAAUUAUUAAUUGAUAUGAAAAUUUUAACAAAGCCGUUUGCAUCAAUUAAUAAUGAGAGUACAAAACAAGAUGAAGAUGAAUUAUUAUUUUCAAUCGGAUCUGUUUGGAGAAUAGGAUCAGUUGAUUUUAAUGAUGAGAAGAAGAUUUGGUAUGUUGAAUUGACUUUGGCUGAACACGAUGAUAAUCAACGAUCAGUUGAAUUGACAGAAUAUUUAAAAAGACAAAUGAUAGGAAAUUGCCCAACAUUAUUAACAUUAGGUUAUUUUUUAUGUGAAAUGAAUGAAUACAAAAAAGCAGAAAAGUAUUAUCGAUUAUUACUAAAGGAGCUGCCAGAAGAUCAUGAACUUAUUCCAGAAAUAUACAAUAACAUCGGUUGUAUACGAAUGGAAAUAGGCGAUGAGCCAAUUGCAUUAGAAUAUCUUCAAAGAGCACUUCAUAGUCAGCAAAACGAAUCAUUAUUGCUAGCUGCAAUUUGCAAUUGUGUGAUGUGUUCUAGUCAUAAUAAUGACGGACAUGAGAUAAGUAAAGACAUAUCUGAUUCGAUUCAUGAACUAGAUGUUAUAACGAAAGCGUUAUCACUAACAAGUCUUUUAUUACCAAAAGUGUUAAAUAAUAUGGGACUUCUGUAUCAUAGAAAAAAUGACUAUCUCAAAGCACGUGAUUUAUAUGACCAAGCAUUAAAAGCUUUACUGUGCAGUGAAAUUCGCUAUCCACCAGAUAUUUCUGUAGUUUACAAUAACAAAGCAGCUGUCGAGUAUAGUUGUAAAAACUAUGAAAAAGCUUGUGAAUAUUAUGAAUUGGCAAUCAAAAUUGGAAAAGACUUUUGGAUUGAUACAGAUCCGAUAAUUAUUGAAUAUAAUGAUAAUCUUGCAACUGCUCGAAGGAAAAUUACUUAA